AUGGUGAGGUCUGGUGCACCAUCUUCUAGUGCUGCUCAAGGAAGAGACCCUCGAGUAGAUGGAAUCUUGGAAGUAUUGGCCAAUGUAGGGACAUUGUUUGAGCAACAAGCCCAGCAGCAAGCGGUAACAGGGAAUGGUGAUCACCGUGUGCAAGGACUUAUUGAACAAUUCCUGAAAUUGAAACCAAGUAAGUUUGCUGGAGUGGGAGACCCCAACGAGGCCGAAAGAUGGAUACGUAGUUUGGAGAAAAUAUUCAACCUGUUGACUUGUACCGAUACUGAGAAGAUACUUUUGGCUGAGUAUCAACUGGAAGGAAAUGCGGAACACUGGUGGAGAGCAUCGAAAGAAGUAGUGUUUCCCACGGGUACGGAAAUAGCUUGGGAGAAGUUUGUGGAGACAUUUUAUGAGAAGUAUUUUUCUGACUGUGCUAAAGAUCAGAAAAUAGCAGAGUUCAUACAGUUAUGUCAGAAUAAUAUGACGGUGGAUCAGUAUGAGGCUAAGUUUUCUGAACUAUCUAGGUUUGCGCCUCGUAUGGUGGAAAAUAGAGAGGAUAAAGCCAAGAGAUUUUUGAAUGGGCUAAGAACUGAUAUCAGAAGGCAGUUAGUACCCUUCGAUAUAAGGGACUAUAAUGUACUUUACAAACGUGCCCAACUCAUUGAACAGGAGUUGACGAAAGGAGAACUAGAGGCCAUGGGACAGGGUAAGGCAAGUCAUCAAGCUACACGGGAUAAUGUCAGAUUUGGCAAAAGGCCCCUCCAGUUUGGAAAACCUUCUUUUGUCCAUAAUAAGAGACGCAACAACAUGAGAUCAUGGAAUAACCAGUCGAUGGAGCAGAGGUCAUUCCCAAAUGGAAACUGCCGUCAGUGUGGAAGACAACACGGGAAUGCGCCGUGUCCAAUGCUAAAGAGGUGUUUUGGGUGUGGACAACCCGGUCAUGUUGUUAAAGAUUGCCCUCAAGGGAGACCACAACUUAGUGCACCGCCAGCGCGGCAAUUACAACGACCAACUCAGGGCGGAGUACCACCACCAAGAAAUUUGCAAAGGCCGCCGACGCAAGGAAAAGUGUAUGCGAUCACUCAGGAGGAAGCGGAAGCUUCCAAGACUGUUAUUUCAGGAUAUGAAAUUAUCAACAUUGGCAUGUAG
This is a messenger RNA of Syzygium oleosum, 1143 nucleotides long. RefSeq lists its product as uncharacterized. The coding region runs from base 1 to 1143 and encodes 380 amino acids. Gene Ontology annotation, molecular function: zinc ion binding; nucleic acid binding. Lineage: Eukaryota; Viridiplantae; Streptophyta; Magnoliopsida; Myrtales; Myrtaceae. The transcript has 2 exons. The record is from RefSeq and is a predicted model, not a curated record.